AUGGAAGGCUCCACCGGCGGGGUUCGGAUCGUGUCCAGGCGUCUCGUCCGGCCAGAGCAGGCCGCGGGCUCGCCGGACGACAGCGCGCCGUCGGAGCCGGAGACCAUCCACUUGACACCGUGGGAUCUCCGCAUGAUCACGGUGGACUACAUCCAGAAGGGACUGCUCCUGCCCAAGCCACGGACAGCAGGAGGAGGAGCACAGCUCGUGGACAACCUCGCUUCGUCCUUGGCGCGCGCCCUGGCCCGCUUCUACCCGCUGGCCGGCCGCCUCGCCGUCACCGCCACGGAUGAUGCCACUGGAGAUCCGAGCAUCGUCGUCUCGCUCCGCUGCAACGGCGAAGGCGCCGAGUUCGUCCGCGCCGAGGCGCCGGGGGUCACCGUCAGCGACAUUAUCGCGUCCGGCCCCGGCUAUUACAUCCCAAGCUCGGUGGUGUGGUCGUUCUUCCCGCUGAACGGCCUGCUUGGCACGGACGCCGCCUUGGACGACGACGACGGCUCCCGCCUCGCCGUGCUAGCAGCUCAGGUCACCGAGCUCGCUGACGGCGUCUUCGUCGCCAUGUCGCUCAACCACGCCGUCGCCGACGGGACCACGUUCUGGCACCUGUUCAACACCUGGUCGGAGAUCAGCCGGACGAGGGACGGCUGUGAGCUUUCCACGCCGCGGCCGGUGCUGGACAGGUGGUUCCUCGAGACCAGCCCGGUGCCCAUCGCUCUGCCCUUCGGCAAGCUGGAGGACAUCGUCCGGCGGCCCGUGUACCUGCCGGUGCGGGAGUGUUUCUUCGACUUCUCAGCCGAGAGUGUGAAGAAGCUAAAGGAGAAAGCGAACGCCGAGAUGGCCGGCACGGCGACGGCGACGGCGACGGCCACGGUGUCGUCUCUGCAGUCCCUGCUCGCGCACCUGUGGCGAGCGUCGUGUCGGGCCCGGGAGCUCGCGCCGGACCGGGAGACCACGUACAUCCUCCUCGUCGGGUGCCGGGCACGGGUGAAGGGGAUUCCACAAGAGUACAUGGGCAAUGCCGUGACGGCCGCCAUGGCCAGGUCGACGGCCGGCGACGUGGUGAGCAAGGGGCUGGGGUGGGCGGCGUGGCUCCUGAACCGCGCCGUGGCGGCGUUCGACGAGGCGAGCGUGAGGGACGACCUCGCGUCGUGGCCGCGGGAUCCCAGGUUCGUCUACGUGGCGAAGCCUACCAGGGAGGAGGACCCCGCGACGGUCAUCACCGGGAGCUCGCCGCGGUUCGACGUCUACGGCAACGACUUCGGCUGGGGCCGGCCGGUGGCCGUCCGCAGCGGCGCAGGGAACAAGACGGACGGGAAGGUGACCGUGUACGAGGGGCGCGACGGCGGGGGAAGCAUGGCGCUGGAGGUGUGUCUGGCGCCCAAGGCGCUCGCCAGGCUCGUUGCCGACGAGGAGUUCAUGGAGGCGGUGAGCGCCGCCGUGGCGUGA
Miscanthus lutarioriparius is the source of this 1446-nucleotide messenger RNA. The record is from the annotation of a GenBank genome assembly. NCBI's taxonomy places the organism in Eukaryota, Viridiplantae, Streptophyta, Magnoliopsida, Poales, Poaceae.